Molecule: messenger RNA, 1597 nt
Organism: Tremella mesenterica DSM 1558
Lineage: Eukaryota; Fungi; Basidiomycota; Tremellomycetes; Tremellales; Tremellaceae
Exons: 5
Coding region: 177-1370 (397 amino acids)
Source: RefSeq, a predicted model, not a curated record
CGACACUGUCUUUUCUCGGGUCUUCAUCGAUUCAUCGAAUCUUCGAGGGGUAGUGGUCACUCCCCCUCAAAUUUUCACAUCAGACCUCUUUUCUUCUCACAUUAUUCCUUCUUCUAGACUCCUUUUUGUUAUCUACCCCCGUAUAUAAUUCAUAUUCACCAAGUUCUUCUAUCGACAUGUCGUCUGAUACCUCUUCGACCGAUACGACUGCUCUCCCAUCGUCUGAUACGGACUCGUCAUCUCCCAUCGUUCCAAGCUCAUCAGCCUCAGCUUCUGCCGCAAACCCAACUUCAUCGCCUCCACCUUCAUCUACUCCCGCCCCCACCUCCUCGGCACCUGCACCCACCUCGUCAGCUCCGGGCUCGUCGGCUCCACCCCCAUCCUCGUCAGCAACAGCGCCAACCUCAUCGCCUGACAACUCGUCUGCAUCAGCCUCGGCAUCUGCUAGCGCUUCAGCCUCCGCUUCUGUUACAGCAAGCGCUAGUACUACUUCAGCUGUACCAACCAGUAGUGCUCCCACAUCGUCUGCGGGCAUCUCAACUUCUGGUUCAUUGUCGCUCAUCCCAUCUGGCUCCUCCAUCCCUGCAGGCGCGGGUUCUAUCAGUUAUGUAACGGUGACACUCACCAAUGCCGAUGGUUCAAAAGAAACAUCUACAUCAGCCGUGAUAUCUUCUCCUACCGGCAAAUCAAGCUCGUCUCACACGGGCGCUAUUGUAGGAGGUACCGUCGGAGGUGUCGUCGGCGCCAUCCUUAUCGCCGCCUUACUAUACUUCUUCUGCUUCAAGAGGCGAAGAUCUCAUCGAGAUGACUUUGACGAUAUGAUGUUCGACCCUGCACGUGCUCAAAACCAUGCCCAAGUCGAUUUGGCCGAUCCUGGCGCAAACAACGUCGACCCUUAUUGGGCUCCAGGCGUCGCUUCGACUACCAAUAACUCGCCAGAAAUGACCCAAUACCCACGCUCUGCCUCCUCCGAAGGGUAUGGCAAUGCUCAAAAUUUGUCUCGCGGUCCUUCGUCUGCUGCCACCUCCGCUGGCUUUGCCGGACGCGGUGCGGGAGCAGCCGGUGUGGACGCUCCACCCAUGCCAUCUAUUCCUGCGGGCGUGGCGGCAGGUGCUGCUGGGUAUAGCGCCGGUGUCGGAGCCAUGUCGGCCAAGCAACGUGAAGCCUAUCAAGAACAACAGCAGUUCCACGUCGCCAAUCCGUACGGUCAAGCGAGUGGACCUAGCGGAGCGCCGCCGAUGAGCCCAACGGGCACGAGCGGAAGUGGAGGUGCUGUUCAUGUUCACCAAGAUGGCGGUGUGCCAGAGGUUGACGAUGGGCAAGUUUUAGGAAAUGAAAUCCCUCCUACAUAUGACUCGAUUCCGAGAUAAACCGGCACACGCGGAGAAUAUCAUAGCACACAGCCCUCACAGCUGGACUGCAGAAGGACGAAAGUCAGCCAGUUGAUCUGGAUUUAUCGGUGGAGAUUUUUGUUUAUAGACUUUGAUUUUAGGUAACAUUAGUAAUAAGCUCGUUGCUUCUCCCUUUUCAUCCCUCACACAAAACCCUCUCGUCGGGGUGCUUACACAUUCAUGCAUGUGCGUCAUAGUACUUGACU